AUCUUGUAUCUUAAUGGCAAAAAAAAAAUUAACUGAGCUACAGCUUGGUAGAAUUCUUUAUGAUCGUAGCUGUGGUGAUUCUUAUACAACAAUUGCAAAAAAUGUUAAGUGUGAUUGGAAUCACAAAUGGUGUAACAUUGUUUGGUUAGAUGAGUUCAUGUUUAGGCAGUUUUCAGCAAGUCACAAUAUACGAGUUUGGCGCACUUCUGCUGAAGAGUUUGAUGAAUCAUGUUUUGUUCCUACCAUGGGUCAAAGCCCUGUAAAUGGUGAAGUUUAUGUUAAACUUAUAAGAAGACAUGCUCUUCGUGCUGUACGUCGACUUGUUUCUAAUAGUCAAGAUAUUUUUCAGCAAGAUAAUGCUACCCCCCAUAAAUAUUGGAAAGUUAAAGCUGCUUUUAGCCAGGCUGGUAUUCCCAUCCUACCUUGGCCUGCCCAAAGCCCUGAUUUGAAUCCAAUAAAAAACAUGUGGCAAGAAGUUGAAAGAUGUUUGCAAAAUUCUCUAGAUAAGCCUACAAGUAUUGAUGACUUAGAAAAAAAAGUCAUAGCAGCUUGGUAUUCAAUUCUAUGCAAAUUUUAUUGUAGAUUGGUGAAUAGUAUAGUUCAUCGA
This is a messenger RNA of Cetraspora pellucida, 607 nucleotides long. The record is from the annotation of a GenBank genome assembly. Lineage: Eukaryota; Fungi; Glomeromycota; Glomeromycetes; Diversisporales; Gigasporaceae.